Messenger RNA from Schistosoma intercalatum, 654 nucleotides. NCBI's taxonomy places the organism in Eukaryota, Metazoa, Platyhelminthes, Trematoda, Strigeidida, Schistosomatidae. The record is from the annotation of a GenBank genome assembly.
CUUCGACCAAUUGGCGUUCGUUUAAGUUGGUUCAUGGCCUUAUAAAAAAAAAGAGGUCGUCCAAUCAGAAUUUUGACCAUGCUGGUAUAUAAUGCCUGCGUGAUUACCACUAUUGUUGUUCACAGUUAUGGCACGUACGAAACAGACAGCUCGCAAAAGUACGGGUGGUAAGGCUCCGCGAAAACAGUUGGCUACCAAGGCGGCACGAAAAAGUGCACCAGCGACUGGUGGUGUUAAGAAACCUCAUCGUUAUCGGCCUGGAACAGUUGCUUUACGUGAGAUUCGUCGUUAUCAAAAAUCAACCGAACUAUUGAUACGCAAACUGCCUUUCCAGCGAUUGGUGCGCGAGAUUGCUCAAGACUUCAAGACCGACCUUCGUUUCCAAAGCUCUGCAGUUUCUGCUCUUCAAGAAGCUAGCGAAGCUUACCUUGUUGGACUUUUCGAAGACACUAACUUGUGCGCCAUCCAUGCCAAACGUGUAACUAUUAUGCCAAAGGACAUCCAGUUGGCUCGCCGAAUUCGAGGUGAACGCGCAUAAGUCGACCUUUGAUAUGAUUGCUCUGUGAACGCCAAACGGCCCUUUUUAGGGCCACACAACAUGAUUUUGAGUUCUGUCUACCGGUAUUCAAUAAAUUAGGAAACCAAGAGGGGUUA